UAUUCAUCAACAUUAGAUUGUUUCACAAGCCUUCUGGAAGCGUUUGAUUGUCGACGAUUGAUUGAGUGCGGAUCAAUUACGCGCUGUUGGAAGUUUUCGUGACCCUGUUUUAUUCGUGUGCGAUUUGUCUCACGUAUCGCCGGCAAGAUGGUGCUCGAGGCGACCAUGGUCUGCAUGGACAACUCAGAGUGGAUGCGGAACGGCGAUUAUUCACCUACUAGGUUUCAAGCUCAAGCUGAUGCUAUAAACCUGAUUUGCGGCGCUAAAACUCAGUCGAAUCCAGAGAAUACUGUCGGUGUUCUGACAAUGGCAGGUAAAGGCCCACGAGUUCUUAUCACUCCAACCAACGACUUGGGAAAGAUCCUCCAAGCUCUUCAUGGUUUGGAAGUUGGGGGCGAGAUGCGUAUGACAUCGGGAGUUCAAGUUGCUCAGCUAGCGUUGAAGCAUCGCCAGAACAAGCAUCAGCGACAGAGAAUUGUUCUUUUCGCGGGCAGUCCUGUUCUGGCAGAUAAGGCGGUCCUGGAGGGAAUGGGAAAGAAGUUGAAAAAGAACAACGUGGCUUUGGACAUAGUGAGUUUCGGUGAAGAUGAUGGUGAGAAAGUUGAAAAGCUUGAAGCAUUAUUGAAUGCAGUCAACAAUGGUGAUAAUAGCCACAUCGUACAUAUUCCAGGAGGAGAAAGAGUACUUUCUGACGUAUUGAUCAGUUCUUCUAUCUUUACUGGUGAUGGAGAAGGUGGAAGUGGAUUUGCUGCAGCUGCUGCCGCAUCUGCUGCCGCGGCUGCCGUUGGUGGUGGAGGUGGUGCAUAUGACUUUGGUGUGGAUCCAAAUCUGGAUCCCGAGCUUGCCCUUGCCUUGAGGGUUUCCAUGGAGGAAGAACGAGCUCGUCAAGAAGCUGCCAUGAAGCGAUCCGCUGAAGACUCAACAGCCAAGGGGCAACAAGCUGGGGAGAGCUCCAGCGCUCCUGAUGUGGCCAUGUCAGAUGUUGGUCUUGUAGAUACUACGGACAAAAGUAAAGAUAUGAUGAUUGAUGAUGAUACUGCUCUUUUACAACAAGCUAUCGCUAUGUCCAUGGCUCAGGCUGCGCAGGCAGCAGCGGCUGCAGGUGGUGGGCCUGCUACUACUGAUACUUCUAUGGAAGAAUCAGGCGGAGACGACCAAGACCUUGCAUAUGCUCUGCAGAUGUCGAUGCAACAAGCAGCUGCUGCAGCAUCCGCAGCACAGGGGAGUGCCGAUGUGAACCAGGUUCUGGGUGAUCAGAGCUUUGUUUCUUCUGUGCUUUCAUCGCUCCCUGGAGUAGAUCCAAAUGACCCAAAUGUUCGGGAUGUUUUAGCUUCUCUGCAGACAGACGAGGGGAAGAACGAUGAUCAAGCAACAAAGGAUAAGAGCAAAUGAGUAUGGAAUUAAAGUUGGAAGUUCUAGAGGACACAGGACCCUUUCUUAAGGGUUCGUCUUUUAGUUGCUCUUAAUUAAUGUCCAGAUGGAAGCUCCCAAUGCAUGCUUCUCAGUUUGCCUCCUCAGCUAGGGUUCCUGAGUUGAGCUGCGUGUACUGCGAAGUGACUCUGUAAGUACAAAGACGAAAUUGCUGAAGGCCCCCUGUUGCCAGGAAAUCAAUUAAUUUUAUGAAGAUUUACUGAACAGAUUUGUACCUGGAUGUGGCAAUGAAGGAAUGUAGGAAAUCUGGCUAGGAGGCAAUUUGCUUCAGGAUAUCUAGGGCAAAUCACCUCUAACGCGCUUUUGCUCAAUCCCUUCUUGACUUUUUG
Messenger RNA from Physcomitrium patens, 1760 nucleotides. RefSeq names its product 26S proteasome non-ATPase regulatory subunit 4 homolog. Gene Ontology annotation, cellular component: cytosol; nucleus; proteasome regulatory particle, base subcomplex. Gene Ontology annotation, molecular function: polyubiquitin modification-dependent protein binding. The record is from RefSeq and is a predicted model, not a curated record. Gene Ontology annotation, biological process: proteasome-mediated ubiquitin-dependent protein catabolic process. NCBI's taxonomy places the organism in Eukaryota, Viridiplantae, Streptophyta, Bryopsida, Funariales, Funariaceae.